AUGCGCAGAGCGUCGCGGUGCUUCUAGAAUACCGAACCGUCCGUGUGCUUCUAGCGCCGUGUUGCCGUUUAGCCAAACCGGUGUGUCCCCCGCGCGGACGUCCGAGACUCUGCGCGAACCCUCUGCGGUCCAGCAGUCACCGAGAGACGCGGAGCCGCGGCGCGGCCCGAGGACACGGACUAUGUCUGCGAAUAAAACAAAGAAAGUCAAAAUGGCUACGAAGUCUUGUCCUGAAUGCGACCAACAGAUUCCCGUUGCGUGCAAGUCCUGUCCAUGUGGUUAUGUGUUUAUCAGCAGGAAGCUUCUCAAUGCCAAAUUAAAUGAGCGCUCCUCUCCAGCUAUAGCAGACAAGCUGGACUUCAAGCGGAGGAGGACGGAACGCAUCCGCAGAGAAAGGAUAGACUCCUCUUUAACCAGCGACAUGGAGAACAGGAGACGGUCCCGAGCCAACAGUCAAUCGGAUCCCAUUCGGAGGGGGCGGGGCAGACCCAAAACAGUGGGUCUGAAGAAGCAGGAGGAGGAGAAAGAGAAGCAAGACAAGGAGGUGGAUAUCUACGCCAGUCUGUCAGACGAGAAGGCCUUCGUGUUUUCUGUGGCCUUGGCUGAGAUCAACCGUAAGAUCUUGGGUCAGAGACUCAUCUUAUAGAUUAGGGCCUGAAUGUCCUGGCACAGAGGACCUGUCACAGAGAAACUAUCCAACAGCAAGAGGACGACCAAAGAAGGCUGACCGGAGCAGAACUCUGAUCUGGAAGUCGUUCGCUCGGUGAUGGGAAGAGAUCCAGAAGCUGCUGGAGCUGCAGACUGAAGCAGAGUCAUGGGGAGAUCACAGCUCUUUUGCACCAUGUAUUAUAAACCCACCACACACACACAUGUAAACAUGUUUCUACAGUAUGCAGUGUGUGUUGUAACGUUAUACAGUGAUAUUUCCUAACUCCUCUGCAGAUACAAAAAUCUAAAGAAAUACUACAUUCAUCUGGAAUAAUGGAGCUUAACGUUAAUUGGAGGGACCCAGAUUUAAUGUCAGCUGUGCACUUUCUUAUUAACUGGAGAGGCAAUAAAACUGAUUAUUAGAUUGCUAUUGCUAAGUGAUGUUCUAUGCACAGUACACACAUGUAUUUAUUACUUGAACAGAUGAAGUUCAAUUCACCUUGAUCUCAAUUGGACCUGGGAACAAAAAGUGCAAUCGCCUAAAGAUGGUGUCCAGCUUUCACAGUUUUAUAAAGGAAGUCAGAAGCGCUGAUGUAGUGAAUUCUUAUAAAAUAAAUGAUUUUAAGCAGUCUG
This is a messenger RNA of Gasterosteus aculeatus aculeatus (three-spined stickleback), 1281 nucleotides long. It is a transcript of the gene hdip1, whose product is annotated as chromosome 12 C16orf87 homolog. Lineage: Eukaryota; Metazoa; Chordata; Actinopteri; Perciformes; Gasterosteidae. The record is from RefSeq and is a predicted model, not a curated record.